AUGGCAUAUAAAACGACAGAGUUUGGCGAUUAUGUUGACCAAAUACUCGUCAAAGCCUUCUUUCAGCCCGACGAUGAACUAUCUCUAAAGACUGUUGGGGAAUAUUUUGCUUCUGAUUUCGAAGCUAAUAUUAAUGGCGGUCCCAUUCCGGGCGAUGCUUACAAGGCAGCCAUUGUCUCCUCCCGUGCCAAAUCGAUCUUCAAGGUCGUCAAGGUUGAAGAGAUUCUUGCCAGCCACGAUGCGGACAAGGCGAAAGGAGGAUCAGUGGCUCACCACACCGUGUUUUCGGUUACCGAUAAAGAAACUGGCGUCGAGAAGCAAGAGUCUACUUUGACGAUUAUCACUUGCGCUGAACAGAACGGAAAGGUGGUUCUCAAAUCAUUGACCGAGGUGUUCCAUCAGUAA
Messenger RNA from Trichoderma breve, 405 nucleotides. RefSeq lists its product as uncharacterized. Bases 1 to 405 code for a protein of 134 amino acids. The record is from RefSeq and is a predicted model, not a curated record. The transcript has 2 exons. NCBI's taxonomy places the organism in Eukaryota, Fungi, Ascomycota, Sordariomycetes, Hypocreales, Hypocreaceae.